This is a messenger RNA of Schistosoma intercalatum, 3696 nucleotides long. The record is from the annotation of a GenBank genome assembly. NCBI's taxonomy places the organism in Eukaryota, Metazoa, Platyhelminthes, Trematoda, Strigeidida, Schistosomatidae.
UGAGCGGUCAAUAGCGCAGUAAACGAAAGUUAAUUAUGAUUACGUGGUUUUGUGUUCAGGUCUAAUAAACUCUCCCUGAUGUUAGAUAAAAGUGAUUCACCGAGCAAAAAUCACAUCGCUCCAACAAGCAUCUCAGCUCACGAUAGUAAAAACGAAUGGAAGUGUGGUGGCAACACUAAACCAUUGCACAACAGCAGUGAUCUUAAAAUUAUAAGAGAAAGGAAAAAGAAUAAAAUCAAAGCCAGUUUGAAAGAUUCUCGCUAUAAAAUAGUGGAUCAAUGUAUUAGAGAGGCAGGAUUCACGGUAGUUGACAAUGAUGAUAACAAUGACGCGUAAUGUGCAUAUUAAAUGUAACAUGCAGUUAAGAUAUUUAAUAUGGAGCGACAACUUUCUGCCUUUGGAGAGGAUCAUGAAAUUGAAGCCGUACCAACGCGCCAAUCACUUUCCUGGUAUGAUUGAAAUAUGUCGAAAGGAUCUCCUUACCAAGAAUUUCUCAAGAAUGCAGAAGGCUGAGCCAGAUGAAUAUAAUUUUAUGCCAAAUACAUGGGUCCUACCACAAGAAUUUGGAUACUUUUCAAAUUAUGCAAGAAAAUUAUAUCGACAAGGGUGUAACGCAUGCUUCAUACAAAAACCAGCUAAUGGAGCUAUGGGACAUGGAAUUCGUUUAUAUUGUAAUAUGAAUAAAAUAUCAGGAAAUGUAAAUGAUAACAUAAUAAGUGUUAUCCAAGAAUAUAUUGAACAUCCAUUACUUAUUGACGGAUAUAAAUGUGAUCUAAGAGUUUAUGUUUUAGUUACAUCAUGUGAUCCGUUAAAAAUUUUCAUAUAUAAUGAAGGUUUAGUACGCUUGAGCGCUGAGAAAUAUAUUAAACCAAGUGAACCAAGUGGAGAUUCAAUUUAUCGACAAUUAACUAAUUAUACUAUAAAUAAACAUCAUACACAAUAUAAUCGUUCCAAUGAUGAUAUAUCUGGUAGUAAACGUUCAUUUGCAUUCUUUAAUCAUUAUAUACAUCAAAUGAAGAAAUCGAAUCCACUGAUUAUUUGGGAUAAAAUCUAUGAUUUAAUUAUUAAAACAUUAAUUAUAGCAUUACCACAUCUUGUACAUUUUUAUCGUAUUUCACAACAUAAAUCAAAUCAGAAUUACAUUCAUAGUAAUAACAAACACAGUCUAAAACAAUCUGGAUAUUCUAAAAGUAAACAAGAUUUAACAAUGAAUACUAAACAAUUCAUAUACAAUAAAGUUAGUCAUGAUCUUAAACAAACAUCUAGGACAACAUCAACAUUAAUGAUCAAAUCUAAAGUUGAUCAAGACCCAACAUUAUCAUCAUCCUCAUCAUUGAUUUGUUCAAAUUUAUUUGAAAUAUUAGGUUUUGAUAUAUUAAUUGAUGAACAGUUAAAUCCAUGGUUAAUUGAAGUGAAUCGUUCACCAAGUUUUAAUACAGAUCAACAAUUAGAUCAACAAAUUAAAUAUAAUUUAUUAACAGAUACGAUUCGUUUAUUAAAUAUUAAACCAUCAGAUAAAUCUCGUGUGGAAAAGCAACAAAAAUUAACUACAAGAAAACGUUUAUAUAGUAGUCACUCUGUACAAACAAGAAAUUGGAUGUAUAAAUCAAAUUCCAAUAAUCAAAAUGAUAAGAUUCAUAAAUAUUUCGACAAUAAUCGAUUGUCUACCAAAAAACAUGUAAACCAUGAAUUGUUUCGUCGUGAUAAUGUCCAUUUAAAAACAACUUACCAAUCACCUUUUGCAAACCAUUCAGAUAUUGACUAUUUAAAAUUGAUUAAUGAUCAAGAUCAAUUGGAGGAUAAAAAGCUCAGUUGGAAAAUUGAUCGUUUAAAACAACAGUUAUCUAGAAUACGUCAACAAUUAUCACUUGAAUUCUAUGAACAUCAUAAUUGUGGUAAUUGGCAUCGAAUAUUUCCAUCUGAUAAUUCAACAUUACAAACAAAAUAUGCAUCAUUAAUUAUGACAAGUUUUAAACAAUUUUUAUAUUCUAAUCAUAAUGAUAUAUUGAAUGAAAUAAAAACUACUUAUUUAAAUCCAAUCACUGAAGAUGACAUUUAUGAUGAAUUGUCAAAAUUAAUAAAAAAAGAAUCAAAAUCAAAGCCUGGAAUAAAUGUUGAACAGUAUUUGACUGCAGUAUGGUCACACUGUGUAGAUGACCGUGACACAAGUGAUAACAAUGAUUCUGAUGAUGAUAUAGAUUACGAUGGUAGCUUUGUUCAUAGCAAUGAAAAUUCUACAAACCGAAUGCAUUUACCAAAUGAUUAUUUUAUUAAGUCAUCAAUGGAUAGAAAAAUGAAAAGUAUGUCAACAUUGUCAACAUUACCACCAUCAAAUCAUGUAUCUUUUAAUGAUGCUAAUUUAAAAGUAAACUCAACCCCAGUAUCUCCAUGUAAAUUCUCAUUAAAUGAAAAUUGUAAUGUUACGAAACAGAUAACAGAUAAGCUAUCACUUGGCAAGAAGUGCAAAUCAUUAGACAUUGAACGAAAUUUAAAACAUGCAAAUAAACGAAUACAAACUACUGAUUAUGAUAAUAAUAAUAAUAUCUCUCCGGUAUCGUUUCCCCGUACUAAUCAAAAUGGUGGUCAUGAUAAUACUCAACACGUUGGCGACGAUCAAGGUUCAAUGUUUUAUGUUGAUUCGACUAAUAAAUAUUUGUCAUGCACUACUGGAUCGGAUCAAAAGAAAGCAUGUAAUUCAAAGUCAAUAGCAAACAUCAAAGUAGGUAAACAUGAAAUGAAUAUUCUAUUAGAUGUUGAUGAUAAAUUUAACAAUUUACAUAAUUUAAAACUAUCAUCUUCUAUAAACAAUAAUGAAUAUUUGAAUAAGAUAGCUACUACUACUACUACUACUAAUACUACUAAUUAUCAAUUUAUACCGAAACAAAUAUGUUUCCUACCAAUUAUUCAUUGGAAUUAUUGUACAUUGAAUGAAAUUCUACCAUCAUUAUUAAAUAAGAAAUUAAAUGAAUCUUUAUUAAUUAAACAACAAUUAAUGAAAUAUAUUGAACAAUAUGAAAAUAUGAUUCAAAAUCAAAUGACAUUAAUGAAUUAUUAUACAUGUAUGAAUAUGUUAGCAAAUGAAUUAUCCAUUAGAAUAAUGUAUACAAAUAAAUUAGAUCAAUUCAAUUCGAAUACAUUAGAUAAACAAGAUUUAUUAUAUUAUUAUAAUAUACAAUGUUUUAAUAAUAAACGAAUGAUUGUAUAUAGACAUGAUGAAUUAAUACAAACAAUAAUAAUGAAUUGUUUGAAUUCAAUGAAUUUAAUGAAAAUUGAAAUUAAAUUAGAAGGUGAUUAUUUGCCCAAUGAAGAUAUCAGUAAACAAUUUGAAAACGGUUUAAUGAAUAAAUUUAUUCGUGGUUUACGAAUAACACGUUUAUUAAAUCGAAUCAAAAAUCGAUUAUUAAUAAAUCAUGGUCAUUUAUUUCAAAGUAUAAUUCAAAUGAUACCUAAUGUACCAGUAAUGAAUGAAACAAUAAUGGAUAUGCCCAUGAAACAUUUAAUUACGGAACCAUUAUUAAAUGUUGAGGAAUUAUGUUGUAAACAUUUUCUUAGACUUUGUAUAGAAUCUUUUAUUUUAGAUCAUUUGAAAUAUUUAGAUGAAUUAAUUAAAACUACUGACAAUAAUGAUGAUAGUAUACAUUUCAAAAAGAUUACUUAAAACGUAUAUUUAUACAUAAACAAUAUUUCUUGUCAUUA